Mycena citricolor is the source of this 2568-nucleotide messenger RNA. NCBI's taxonomy places the organism in Eukaryota, Fungi, Basidiomycota, Agaricomycetes, Agaricales, Mycenaceae. The record is from the annotation of a GenBank genome assembly.
CGACAGACGCAAAACCGCGAUGCUCGUCCCGCACAGGCAGCGAUGCUCGCGCAUCUGCUGUCCUCCCACGAGCGGGAAGGUCUGAGCGUUCUAGUCCCCUCGAACGGUCCCAGAAGGACCCGCCUCUAACCCGGGCGAACGGCGUACCAGAAAUCCGCCCAGCCGCUCACAUCUGCCCGACGACCGGCCCCUCGGGCGUCGCGAGGGCGUGGUGGCAUAGGCCUGAAACCUGCGUCGUGGGACCGGGAGGCGCGCAUGUCCUCAUCUCGACCAUCCGCUGCCCUGUCUUCCCAUAAAUCCGUCCUUCGUCGGCCCAGGCCACACUGCUGCUUCGCGCGCACGCACGUGGAUCCGGGUGCAGCUACCGGGGUGCCACACCUGGCGUCUGUUCUGCGCCCGGAAGACGGCCAGACGUACCCUGUCCUCGCGCGGGGCAGCGGGGAGAGUCGCUCUCCGCCCAUCGCCGCUCUGACGCGCCGGCGUCGGCGCCCGUGCUGUUACCUUUGGGUCCAGCCAUGUGGUUAGCUUGUCCGGUCGCGGCCCGCAUGCACAGCGCACGCCGGGUUCCAGACGGCGGUACUGCUGCGUCGGUGGUGUCCGAGUUGGCGCGGAUGGGGGGCCGAGACGCAACCUGCCUGGCAUGCUGUGCAAGUCCUGUGCGGACUGCGCCGGUGGUGUCGACUUUGGCUCGCGGCGGGAACACGGAUGGGAUGGGAUUGGGCGGCGGCGCGUGCCUUCCUUGAGUGCACUUUGCGGUGCGCGGGCUUGCCCCGUGUAACUCGAUUCAGACUACUCUGCGUCUGUCGGGGUUGGGCUUCCAAUUUUUUACUUCUGUCUGGCCUCUUCGGGGGUUCCUGUUUUGCGGUGACCGGGGAGUUUAUGUCGGCCCUCUCCACCUUGGUGCAUGUCGGUUCGAUGUUCGGACUGACUGUCGAGUACAUCUUUACCAUGUAGGAGCGGCACGAUGCAGAAAAUAUGACUUUCAUCGCUAAUGUACACGGUUCCUAUGUUCUACUCAACCUCUUUCGAUUGGUGUUUGCCCGUAGCUUCAAAGUAUCUGCGAUUAUCAACCUAAAAACGAGCCACACUUUUGCAUUUCACAGUACGCCGUCGAGCUACACAUCAUCCCGGUACCUGAUAUGGAUGAUCGCUAUACCGACUUCCAGCCGCCGUGGUCCUGCACUUCCCACGCAACUCCGCCGCAAUCCACGCCAUUCCGACGAAGACACGGUCUCUGGCUCCGCCCUGCCGCCAGUAUCCGUAUCCUCGGCAGAGUUCAAACCUGCUGGACCGGCCAGCUCCGACUGCGAAUCAUUCCCCGAGUCACGCUCGUCAUUGUAUGGAGCUUCUGGGCUGUCCGGUGAGGAUAGCACAUCGUCGUCCUCUGCGCGCAGAGCAGACGGGGGGAGCUCGACGCCCUCGAAGUUGAGAUGGCGCUCAAGCUCGGCUUGCGACUCGAAGGUGCACGGGGCGCUGGAACGAGCGCAGCGCUUGCACUGGUUGCGGCCGCUGGCGGAACACCGGGCGACGCGCUCGGCGAUGCAGCGGUCGCACUUACGUCUUGCGGAGAUCAGAAUAGGAUGCAUUGGUGCAGCGAGGCGCUGAGUGGGAUAUGGGUGGGCGGGGAUGAGCUUGUUAGUCCUGCCGGUGAUUGCUGCGCCUUCUCUUAUAUUGCCCUACGGAACCAUUGCCAUCGCCAGCUCUUUGGGAUUGUUGUGGGAGACAAUAACAGGAAGGGCCCAAGCGGCCAAGAGCACUCAGCGAAACGGGAGAGGAUUUGGAUGACCAUCACGCAUUGACCUGCCACCGCCCGCACUCCAUGUCGCCUGACUCCCAAAACAACAGCGCGUGCUAUUGUUAGCCUCCAAGCUCGUGUCCACAGGACUCUGCGCUUUGUGUUCAUAAGCAGUAUAUGACUGCAUAUAUGCCUGGGUGUCUUCUCAGAAAUCACCAGCGCCGACUGAAUUGAUACUCACCCAUCCCUCUUCAUCCACCUCGUCCCACUCAGCCCAUGUACCGGUCCACCACCACGUUUGCGAAGCCUACGUGCGACCGCUGCGCGGACAAGAAGACAGGGAAGUGCACGUUCAAGGGACGCCGCGAUUGCACGCAAUGCUCUCGCGCAGGCUUGCGCUGUGUGUGGACGCGCCAGCCGGAGGUCGUUGCGUCGCUGGAUGAACCUGCGAAGAGGGAAGCACACAAUCCCAUAGCGUACGCGGAGGCAGCGAAGGGUGUCUUGGGCGGCCGAGACUUGCUCUGUCCCCCACCGACCAAGCUGGAAGAGAUGGCAUGGCCUCAGUUGCAGCGGCCAGCAGCCAAGACACCGUUGGAGGAGGGGACGAUGCUGGAGGAGGAGGAGGAUUUGCCCAGCCUGGUUGCGGAUACGAAGUCGGAUACCAGCGAGUCGACGGCCGCGUCAGGAAGCGGCGGAGUCAGAGCUGCUGUAAACUGGCAUCCGGUCUGGGGAUGGGGUAUCGACUGGCACUUCGAUGAGGAGUGACCAUUUGCACGUAGCGUAUUUCAUCCUGUCCUCGUGACGGCCUGAGGUUUGGCGCCUAGCGCCACAGA